Guyanagaster necrorhizus is the source of this 426-nucleotide messenger RNA. RefSeq lists its product as uncharacterized. The record is from RefSeq and is a predicted model, not a curated record. NCBI's taxonomy places the organism in Eukaryota, Fungi, Basidiomycota, Agaricomycetes, Agaricales, Physalacriaceae. The transcript has 5 exons. The coding region runs from base 1 to 426 and encodes 141 amino acids.
AUGACUAAGCCUGGGUCUCAUGGUCCUAAGCACUGUCACAUGUCACUUGGGCCUAACAAGCUCAAUGAUUUAUUGGAAUGGCUGCAUGAUAUCAGGUGGCAAGAUAUCCAGCAAUCAAGGCAGAAUGGACUACAAGAUCCACCAGCUCUCAAUUCAGUGCUCUGGAAGAUCAUCCUCAUGGAGGUGGAGGUGCCUCACACCAAGAUCUAUAUGCAACAGUUUCUGAGAAUGCAGUGGUAUCUGGAUGCCAGUGUGGCUAUUGCCAGAUUCAAGGCCAUACUUGUCCUAACUGCCCUAAUAAUGUAUCAGUAUGGUAAUCCUGUCAGAGAAAUUCCACGAUCCCAUCAUUUCAUCACACAUGCCAACGUUCUGGGAAAGCCGCCAUACCGGAGCUCCUCGCCGGGGAGGAGCGGGGCUCCUGAAUAG